Molecule: messenger RNA, 396 nt
Organism: Cuscuta campestris
Lineage: Eukaryota; Viridiplantae; Streptophyta; Magnoliopsida; Solanales; Convolvulaceae
Source: the annotation of a GenBank genome assembly
AUAGAUGAUAUUGAUGGCCUUGGCAUUGUUUUCCACUUUCUUGAUGUCUUGUGCAUCAUACUCGUUCUCGGUCUUAGGAACGUUGGUUUCCCCGACCUUCUUCAUUGGCACGUCUUCACCAUUCUUGAUAAUUCUCCAAAGGAGAAAAUUGGUGGAUUGGAUGUAAAUCCUCAUCCGCUCCUUCCAAUAGGUGUAGUUCUUAAAGAUGGCCUGAGUGGUAAUUCACAGACAAUAAUGAUCGCAACCAUAUCUCCAGUCGAUAAUCAGUAUCACCAUACUGUCAAUACGUUGAAGUAUGCUCACCGAGCAAAGGAAAUUAAAACUCAUAUCCAGGAAAAUGUUGGCACACUUAACACCAAUGUUUCAGACUACCAAAGAAUGAUUGAUAGUCUUCAA